This is a messenger RNA of Prosopis cineraria, 2771 nucleotides long. Its product is annotated as gamma-tubulin complex component 4 homolog. The record is from RefSeq and is a predicted model, not a curated record. Gene Ontology annotation, cellular component: spindle pole; gamma-tubulin complex; centrosome. Gene Ontology annotation, biological process: cytoplasmic microtubule organization; mitotic cell cycle; microtubule nucleation. Gene Ontology annotation, molecular function: gamma-tubulin binding; microtubule minus-end binding. Lineage: Eukaryota; Viridiplantae; Streptophyta; Magnoliopsida; Fabales; Fabaceae. Bases 75 to 2306 code for a protein of 743 amino acids. The transcript has 16 exons.
UCAGUGCCCCAUAUUUGCAUCUCAAGCGCGCCCCAUAUUUGCAUCUCAAGCGCGCGCAUGGUCCAAGAGGAAGAAUGUUUCACGAGCUUCUUCUUUCACUAUUAGGCUACACUGGCGACUUGAUUAUCGAUCAGAGAGAGCAGCUUUCAUCUAACACUUCAAUUUCCGAUGAAUGCACUUUCAAGCUCGCUCCUGACAUCUCUUUUGUCGAACCCAGUAAUAGAGAACUUAUUGAGAGGAUCAUCACAUUAGGAUUUUAUUAUAGAGAGCUGGACCGUUUUGUAACCAAGUCUAGGAAUUUAAGUUGGAUAAGGUCUGCGAAUGCGUAUUCUUUGGGUGUCAUCCCUGAGACGUCGGAGGGGGAAGCGGAGAAGCCCAGUGUUUAUCGUAGGGCCCUGGCUAAUGGCCUUCUUGAGAUAUUGUCAAUUUUUAAGUCUGCUGUUCUGCAUCUUGAGCAGAACCUGUUGUCUGAAACCAUGCCUAUUUUGGCAACCGUUACUCAAGGCCUUAAUAAGUUUUUUGUUCUUUUGCCACCUUUAUAUGAGCUCAUUCUAGAAAUUGAGCGUGAUAAUAUCUGUGGCGGUCAACUUCUUAAUCUUUUACACAAGAGGUGUCAUUGUGGAGUGCCUGAAUUACAGGCUUGCAUUAAAAGGCUUCUUUGGCAUGGGCAUCAGGUUAUGUACAAGCAGCUAGCAUCAUGGAUGGUUUAUGGGAUCCUUCAAGAUCAGCAUGGAGAGUUUUUCAUUAGGAGGCAAGAAGAUAGAGAUAGAGAACAUGGCUCAUAUCAUCCUGACAUUGCAGGAAAGUUGGCCCACUUGUCAACUGAUGAUACAACUCUAACAGAUUGGCACUUGGGGUUUCAUAUUUCUUUGGAUAUGCUUCCAGAACAUAUACCAAUGCGUGUCGCAGAAUCAAUUCUUUUCGCUGGGAAAGCUGUUAGGGUUCUAAGGAACCCAACUCCUGCCUUUCAGUCUGGUGCUGCUGUGUAUCACCAACUUCCUAAAAGCUUUCAGAAAGUACAAGGAUUAGCAGAGCGUUUUCCAUUCCUGAAGGAGGCUGUAAAUAGUCAAGGACUGGGAGAAGAUUUGCUUCCACAGUCUGAGGCAGAUAAGAUUGAAGCUAUGCUUCUAGACCUAAAGGAAUCGUCUGAAUUUCAUAAAAGAUCAUUUGAAUGUGCUGUUGACUCUAUUCAUGCUAUGGCAGCCAGUCAUCUUUGGCAGCUUGUUGUUGUACGAGCUGACUUGAAUGGCCACUUGAAUGCCCUUAAAGACUAUUUUCUUUUGGCAAAAGGAGAUUUCUUUCAGUGUUUCCUUGAGGAAAGUCGCCAAUUGAUGCGAUUGCCACCACGGCAAUCAACUGCUGAAGCAGAUCUCAUGGUCCCUUUUCAGUUGGCUGCAUUAAAAACUAUUGGUGAAGAAGACAAAUACUUCUCUAAAGUAUCCUUGCGGAUGCCAUCUUUUGGAAUUGCGGUCAAAUCUUCCCAAUCAGAUUUGUCAAAGGCAACAACUUAUGCAGAUGUUGGUUCUGGUUCUUCACUUUCAAAUGCUUCUUCAGAAUUGUUACUGGAUGGAUGGGAUGGUAUUGCUCUUGAGUAUUCUGUUGAUUGGCCAUUGCAUUUGUUCUUCACUCAAGAAAUCCUCUCUAUGUACCGUAGAGUCUUCCAAUACUUAUUGCGGCUCAAACGGACACAAUUGGAAUUGGAGAAAUCAUGGGCAUCUGUAAUGCACCAUGGUCACAGUGAUUUUGCCAAGCACCGUAAUGGGCGAGAUAAGGGCUCAAUAACACAGCAGACACGUCGACGGCUUCAACCAAUGUGGCAUGUUAGAGAGCAUAUGGCAUUCUUGAUCAGGAAUCUCCAAUUUUAUAUCCAGGUGGAUGUGAUAGAGUCUCAGUGGAAUAUAUUACAAAGUCAUAUUCAAGAAUCUCAUGACUUUACGGAACUUGAGGGCUUCCAUCAAGAGUAUCUGGCAGCCUUAAUUUCACAGUCUUUCCUAGACAUUGGUUCGGUGUCAAGGAUACUGGAUAGCAUCAUGAAACUUUGCCUGCAAUUCUGCUGGAAAAUUGAAAACCUAGAUGGCUAUUCAAAUACAUCGGAACUGGAACAUAUAGCUGAGGAAUUCAACAAGAAAUCAAAUUCGUUAUACACAAUACUGCGCAGCAGCAGGCUAGCUGGGAGUCAGCGGGCUCCAUUUCUAAGACGUUUUCUCUUGCGGUUAAAUCUGAAUUCAUUUUUUGAGGCAACUGCAAGAGGGGUGCUAAAUGUAGUAAGACCACGCCCAGCACUUCCUGCUCUAAAUCAGGAGUAGGUCAUUCCACCAAGUUCAUAGUGGCUCUAGUUCCAGCUAAUAGUCCUGCCCCUGGAGGUUGAGUUUUCUGGCCUUUAUAAGCACUUUUCUCUAUCUAUCUGCGGAUUCACUAUGCUGCUAUGGUCGUUUGAAGGUCAGCUGCACAUGUUGCCUGUAAUUUCAACAAAGGGGUUCUCGGUCGGAUACCCAGCUAAUUUAUUUUAAUAGCGAAGGCUGGUCGGAUUGAUGGUGCUUUGAUAUGCCCCUGGGGCACAUAAUUUUCUUACUUUGUGUGUGUUUUAAAUGGUUGGUGGGGGAUGAUUUACUAUAUUGGCGCUGGCUCUCCUAUUCGUUGUGUUGGUUGAUGUGAGCAGUGAUCGCUUUGUGGUACUUGAUUGUUCUGUAAUCUGUAAUAUGUGACGAAUUGACGACAUUUAAUUUACAUAGGCCGUCGAUGAGCUGGCAAAGCCCCCUUAAUCCUGGGUA